Dreissena polymorpha is the source of this 914-nucleotide messenger RNA. RefSeq names its product large proline-rich protein BAG6-like. Bases 156 to 914 code for a protein of 252 amino acids. The record is from RefSeq and is a predicted model, not a curated record. Gene Ontology annotation, cellular component: BAT3 complex. Gene Ontology annotation, molecular function: polyubiquitin modification-dependent protein binding; misfolded protein binding. Lineage: Eukaryota; Metazoa; Mollusca; Bivalvia; Myida; Dreissenidae. The transcript is spliced from 8 exons.
UGUGAAAUCCGUAAAACGUUUCAUUCGAUGAUUUGUCUAGAAAAAAAGUUGUUUCAUAUUCACUCGUGUGCCAUAAAUUCUUAUUCAAUAACAAAAUAAUUCUGCUUGAAAAAGAAGUAGAAAUAAACUGUUCACCAGUCAACCAAUUGACCAAGAUGAUGGAUGUAACAGUCAAAACCCUUGAUGGGCAGAACAGAAGCUUCAGUGUGCCAGAGAAUUUAACAGUCAAACAGUUCAAAGAAAAGAUUGCCAACUCUAUUAACAUCUCCGCAGACACCCAGCGCCUCAUCUUUCAAGGGAGGGUACUCCAAGAUGAGAAACUGCUCAAGGAUUAUGAUGUGCAUGGGAAGGUUGUACACGUUGUGUUGAGGCCUCCACCUUCAGACGGGCGGCCUGCGGGUAAUGACAACCUAGCCCCCAACCUUCAGCCUGCUGGGUCAGGGGCUCGGGACCACAACCGCCUGUUUGUGGGCUCCUUCACUCUGCCCGCUAACGUGAUCAACCCUACACAGGUCCAGAAUAUCGCAGAGAAUGCAGUUAGAGGGUUAGGAAACUUGGGGCGUAAUGCAAGAGUCUCCACUCAGACAUCGGUUGAUGGGUCAGGAGUGGAUGUGCAUAUCCACAUGGGGCCGAUCAACACUGGGGCCACCACCAGCGAGGCCAGAAUGAGGCUGAACAACGCCAACUUGAUGAUAAGGCUGGCUACAGAAGCACUGGAACAACUGGAGAGAGAAACUGUAAGCCAGCUGCCAGAAGACUCUAGUGCCCUGUCAGGAACAAACCAGUCCACAGAGAGAAGGGAACCAGUCACUGUUAGACAGGAAGUAGAAGAACCAGUCACAGCCAGUUCUAGUAAUGCUUCUGAAUCGAGAACCAGUCCAACACCUAUGGAAACUGAUGGUAGGAAUUUAUAA